CUCCGAAACCAACCCACCUCCAUUCGUGGGUGCCCGUCUCGACUGCCCCGCCCCCACUCCCAACUCCGGCGACUGCCGCGCGCCCACCAUGGCCGCUCGCCGGAGCACCAGCUCCACCCGACGCGGCCUCCUCCCCGCGCUCCUUCUCAUCCUCUGCUCGUCCCUCCCGCACUUCGCCGCCGCAUACCGCCCAGGCGACAUCGUCCCGAUGCUCCGCUCGGGACAGUACCACGGGUCGAGGACGGUGUGGUUCGACGUGGUGGGCCGCCACUGCCCAGCCUUCGCGGUCAACCGGGAGGUGCUGAUGCCGAUCCCAAAGCCGACGGGGUUCACUGGUGCUGAUCCCUACAAGAUAACAUUUCAAAUUGGACAUGAAAAGUUCCAUGUUCCUUGGCUUUAUGUUAUAAAUCGCAAGACCUCUGAAGUUCCACUGAUUGAUUUCCAUUUGAAGUACUCUGGAAAUGAUAUACUUGGGGUAACAGCUAAAGUUGUGGACAUGCCUCACCACUACGUGGAAGUUCAUCCUGACAUAAAGAAGAAUUUCUGGGAUCUACAGAAGUGGCCAAAAUAUGUUCUUGUUAGAUAUACAUGGGAGGAGCAAUCUGAGAUAGAUGUUGCUGGAGGAUUUUAUGUGUUAUUUGGAUCCGGGCUUGUUUUGUCCUUCAUCCUUGCAAUAUAUGUCCUACAAUCAUCUCAAGAGAAGUUGACAAGGUUUGUGCGAGAAGCAGUUGCAGAUAGUAGCCUCCCAGAGGGAGGAGUUGCAAAGGUCGAGUGACCUAUCUACAAUGAACUGUCAUAUUGCUCACUAACUUCAACACUGAUCAGAACAUCAAGAGAUCCACAACAGCCAAGUCUCUUGGAUCCGUAACAUGUGAUACAAUAGAACAUAAUAUAUAUGACGAGCCAGUGGUUUAUUUGAUUAUUUGUUGUGCAUGCUCUGAAACCAACUUUGCUGUUCAAGUGGAUAAAGAUGAAGCAUCAGAUCCUCCGCAUAAUUUCAUUUCCAGACUGGAGUUUUGGAGUUUUGGUGCUUACUAUCUCCCGAGUGACAAUUUGGGACUGAAUAGAUUUUUUUAUUUGUGGUUUUGUAGUACCAGUGAGAAAUGUAAAAACAGCUGCCCCCAAACCUGUAUGAUUUGCCUUUGCAUCAAGUUAUAGAUGAGCAAGAUACCAAAUUAA
Molecule: messenger RNA, 1179 nt
Organism: Sorghum bicolor (sorghum)
Lineage: Eukaryota; Viridiplantae; Streptophyta; Magnoliopsida; Poales; Poaceae
Exons: 9
Coding region: 89-775 (228 amino acids)
Source: RefSeq, a predicted model, not a curated record